AUGAGCAUUGCGUUCUCUCCGUGCGUGCCAUAUCUCGCCUUCUCACCCGACAGACCCACCGCCCCCAUGGGAAAUGUGUGCGUGUUUGUGUGUGUGCGUAUACAUGCAGGGAACUUCGGCCGGUCGGACUACGCGCGCAAGAACGGCCUCGACAAGAUGGUGGGCUACACCGGAUCGGCGGACGACUCGAAACUUGAAGGACUCAUGGACAUCCUGCGGUUUUUCGACGAGUGGCGUGCCUCGCUGGAGGCUAGACCGACGCUGGGCGACUGGAAGGCGCACUUCAUCACCGACCACUCGUGGACCGACAUCCGGGUGUGCAUCCUCGGCACCGUCAGUAUGUGUCGAUACCUGUUCGAGAAAGACUCGAGGUUCAAGAUCUACCCGCUGAGCGAUGUUCCCCACUUCAUCAACCUUCGCUGUAUAGGCCAGGAUAUCGUGGAACACCGGUACGGGCACAUGUGCCAAUGUCUUGGGUCGCACUGCAACCCGACAGCUGCGCAAGCGAAGGAAAGGGCAGCACAAGAGGACCUGCAACGCAGUUUGCACGGGAUUUCCCGCGCGAACCAUGCGCGGAAAGGGGAGGACUUCAUCGCGUCCGGGAUCCGGGGGCGGAUCAUGCUCCCAAGUGACCGACGCCGAGCGGUCUGCUACGAUGCGGGCGCCCUCGAGGAACGCUAUCUCAGCUGUGAUGUUCCCGCGGUACAUCAGCAUUGA
Ectocarpus sp. CCAP 1310/34 is the source of this 717-nucleotide messenger RNA. The record is from the annotation of a GenBank genome assembly. Lineage: Eukaryota; Phaeophyceae; Ectocarpales; Ectocarpaceae.